Molecule: messenger RNA, 1533 nt
Organism: Camellia sinensis
Lineage: Eukaryota; Viridiplantae; Streptophyta; Magnoliopsida; Ericales; Theaceae
Product: NAC transcription factor 25
Biological process (GO): regulation of DNA-templated transcription
Molecular function (GO): DNA binding
Source: RefSeq, a predicted model, not a curated record
UAGUUGCUUUUGUAAUCUAUUUCUUUACGCUUGUGUAAAUUAUUUAAUUCCAUCCUGUUAAUUAUCAUAAAUAGCGUCCACAUCUGCAUGAACUCACAUUUUUAUAAUGCAGCCUCGACACUGCUCACAAAAUUACAACUGUUGUGGUUGAAAUCAUCGUUGCUUAUAGAUAGUAAGCCUCCCCACCAUUCUCCAUUCAGACCAAGGAGCCUUUCUCCCUUCAUGGAGACCGAACCUGUUUCCUGUUUUCAAUUCCCUCCCGGUUUUAGAUUUCACCCUUCUGACGAAGAACUCAUCAUUCACUACUUGCUAAACAAAGUGAAUUCACGUCUACUUCCAGCAUCGGUGAUUGCUGAAAUAGAGUUGUAUAACUAUAAUCCGUGGGAGCUACCCAAGAAGGCUUUGUUCGGAGAAGAUGAAUGGUACUUCUUUAGUCCAAGAGAUCGGAAGUACCCAAAUGGAGAGAGGCCUAAUCGAACAGCAGCCUCGGGUUAUUGGAAGGCUACUGGAACUGACAAGCCUAUUCUUACUUCUUCUGGAUCCAAAAAGAUAGGGGUGAAGAAGGCUCUGGUCUUUUAUACUGGUCGGCCUCCAAAGGGAGUUAAGACAGAUUGGAUUAUGAACGAGUACAGAUUGCCCGAGACGUCCCGAUCCUCGAAGCUAAAAGGAUCCAUGAGAUUGGACGAUUGGGUACUUUGUCGAGUUCGACUAAAAGGCAACAUGUCAAAGAACACCUGGGAAGCUCGAGACAGUCCCGAAAAGGAACUGACCGGGUACUUACCCAAGGUUGAGGAGCUCCCUUCUGCACAUGCAUACCCAAACACAAACAUCAUCGCAGAUUAUGGACACAGAGGUUGCCAGGUAUUAGCUUCCAUACUAGCCCGCCAACCUCUUCCUAACAUUGAAAGCAUUUCAAGUGGAAUUUUUCAAACCAGCGAUGAUGGCAACAAUGGUGGUUCACUUUACGAAAUUGGUUCAGACAAAGGAAGUUCUCUCCUCGCAGAUUCUUUCUUUGAUACCAUUUUCAGUGCACAAAAUGGAAAAUCCAACGAGGGGAUUAGGUAUGAGAAUCUACUUGUGUCUACCAAGACAGUGACCAGCAACAAAGACAAUAAGGAUCUUCCAGAAGUCAACACACUGAACAUCAACGAUACGAACUCCUAUAUUCAAAAUCAGUCUCAAAGAGACAUGUUCAGCCCUAAUCCAUUGAAUGCUAUCAUUAGUUUACACGGGCUUAAUGAGUUCAACUUCACCGGAAGAUUUCUACAGUAAUCGAGUAAGCUUUCACAGAAACCAUGGUUCUUAAUCAAGUUGAGCUUCAACAGGUAAAAGUCAAGCUGCCUAAAGCAUAUACCGGAAAUAAGACGCACAAAGUCACAUCAUUUGCUGCACCACCAUGGUAAUGGUAGUUAGUAAUAAGUCGAAUAUCUAUUGUUAUAAUAAUAGUUUUUGUAGUAUGAAGAAGAAGCUAUGUAAUGAAUGUAUUUAUAUUUCUGUUUCUGAUUUACAAAAUUGAUGAUAUACAUUAUCUCA